ACCCUUUGAAUUGUCUUACCAGGAUAUUGAGAAGGCGGGCAGCAGUACACUGGACAGGACAGUGGAUGGGGUUGUUAGCAGGAUAAGAGGUGCAACUGCAUCAACAAUUGAUGAAGUGAAAAGGACAAUUAAUGCGGACACAUUACUGACUGAUGCUGAACGUCUAGGAAGAGAUGCCUCAGCUGUUUUAGCGGAUUUGAAUAACGUUUCUGCUACACUGGUGGUUAUAAAUGACCUUAACCAGCAGAUAGCUACUACAUUGAACAGUGUUAAGACCAGUAUCAAUAAAACCUGCGAUGACAACUCCAUCCCAUCUAGUUUGUGCCCAAGUAUUGAUGUAGGUACUGGAACAGACUUCACUGCAGUUCAAGAUUUAGCCAGUGAAGCAAGCAAUAUGCAAGGAGCGCAAGGAAUUAUCAAUGAGACCCAAACGGCCAGAGCAGAAUUUGACGAACUUCAGAAAAAUUUGACUGGAGACAUAAACAAUCAAAUCGACAAUGCUGUUAAUCAGUCUAAGGAAAUAACCCAGCAGGUUUCUGGCCAGCUGAAUAAGGUCAAUGAAACUGUACAACCGUUUGUUGACUCCAUAAACAGCAAUGUAGAACCACAGCUGAAGGACCUUGAUGAAUAUCUGAAGAAAUAUGGUGAUUACUGGUGGUAUGCGUGCAUAGCCAUUCCGUGUGUGGUGAUCUUGGCAGUCGUCUUCUACUACAUGGGUAUCAUGUUUGGCACAUUUGGGGAUCGUCCAGGUGAUGGAGCACAGUGCUGUAACAAAGGAGCUGCCAGUAACUUACUUGUAUGUGGUGUUGUAUGGUCCUUCCUGUUUGCCUCCAUCCUGAUGUUUGUCGUACUGAUACUGUUUCUGGUGGGAGGGAGUAUGUACGGCAUCAUGUGUCGUGAAAUCAACAUGGGCGUGGAAAAUAUCCAGCUUUAUGAACCAUUGGUGGAUGAGAUACUUAAUGUUCGGAUCAGCAAGCUGCUGUAUGGAGACAAUGCCCCAGCUAACCUCACUCUUGGAAGCAUCCUCAGUGACUGUAAGGAGGAUAAGGCACUAUACACAGCUGUCAGACUGAAGCACUUGUUUGAUUUGGACAGCUUACUCAACCCCACAGUAAGUCUGAACACAAUAAGGCACUGUACACGGCUGUCAGACUGA
Molecule: messenger RNA, 1156 nt
Organism: Mizuhopecten yessoensis (Yesso scallop)
Lineage: Eukaryota; Metazoa; Mollusca; Bivalvia; Pectinida; Pectinidae
Product: prominin-1-A-like
Exons: 11
Coding region: 395-1156 (253 amino acids)
Cellular component (GO): membrane
Source: RefSeq, a predicted model, not a curated record